Messenger RNA from Clupea harengus (Atlantic herring), 6080 nucleotides. RefSeq names its product adhesion G protein-coupled receptor L2b, tandem duplicate 1 (gene adgrl2b.1). Gene Ontology annotation, biological process: cell surface receptor signaling pathway; adenylate cyclase-activating G protein-coupled receptor signaling pathway. Gene Ontology annotation, molecular function: G protein-coupled receptor activity; carbohydrate binding. Lineage: Eukaryota; Metazoa; Chordata; Actinopteri; Clupeiformes; Clupeidae. The record is from RefSeq and is a predicted model, not a curated record. Gene Ontology annotation, cellular component: plasma membrane.
AAGUGAAGAUUUUCAGAAAGCUUUGGUUUCUGUCUUUGUGCUGUUGUGUUGAGAUUGCCUAACUGUGAAAAUGACAGUACCCACAUCUGCUGUCCUUGGUUUGUUUUAGAGUUAUGUGUGAUGUACAGAAUUCCUCUCCAAGUCUGCUUCAGGACCUAUGUGUGUGUGUGUGUGUUUUCACAAUGUGUGUCACAUUUUAACAAUGACUGUCUAAAAUGGGUGACCACAUUUUCAACCAUUUUUACUGACACUGAAACGGAGUGUGAGAUGGACUACAACACAAUCUAAUUUUAUAUUAUUAUCUACAGGGCAUUUUUGCUGAAUUGUGCAAUUGUUGUGAAAAUGCGUUGUGGAUUUUGGCCUCUUAGCGCUGUGAUUAAUUGUGUCUAGCAGAGAACUGCUUUGUUAUGGAGAUGAUGAUGGGGGAAGAGUUUCGACUCCGGAUCCCCAGGGUUACUCAGCUCCGUGUUUUACGGGUAGCUCCACAGCCAGCUGCUGCAGAGAAGGCACCCGGCGCACCGUGUUUUUUUUUUUUGCCUUGUUUGCUCCAAUAGUCGCACUGCCUGCGCAGUGGAUGGAGCAGGAGUCCUUUCAAGUUACAGACCUGGUACUAUCCGAACCUCCAGGUAUUUUUGCCAAGUCUGCCCAUUCGACAUUUGUGGAGACUAUGAGAAUGGAUUGACAAAGGCGACUGAUGAGAUGCGCUCUUCUUAAUUCUGAGAAGCCUUUUUGGCUGUAGAGUAUGAGCUGAAUUCUUCCUGUUCAUUCGCCGUUCCACGCUAACGCUGGGUCGCGGAGUUUCUUAAAAUACGUUGUAUUUUCAAGUGCUGGGAGUGGGAUGCGCCAGAAGGAGAACUAAUAAUUUAGAUUUAAACGGCCUCUGGAAUGGAGUUCAUUCGAUUUGCGGGAAUGCACGGACUUGGAGAAAGACCUGCUACGUGAGAGAGCACGAUUUGUCCUGAAGAAGUGGAGUAUGCAUCGGAACCAUACAAGUCUUUGUGCUGCCUACUGAACCGCGUUUCAGGGUUCCACCACUGAAAGGCUGCCCGCUUCAGCUCUGCCUUUGCUGUCCCACAUCGUCUCAGGCUGCGUCAGAUUUCACAUAAAGCCACACUGGAACAAUCCAAUACUUUAUGAGAAGAUGAUUGGUGAGGAAUCUCUAAGAACCACAGAUCGCUGACAUUCAUUUGGCCUGGAGCUUUUUGUUUUGAGUAUCACUGACUGGCGCUCAUCGUUAAGCAUCUGGAGAGUGUCCCCACCGACAAAACAAAAAUGGCCUUUGCCCCGUGGAGAUGCCCACUUGUUCACUGGCUGCUCUUGGCUUUGGCCCUUUUUCAAAUUUCACAAGCAUUCAGCCGUGCUGCCUUGCCCUUUGGCCUGGUCAGGCGGGAGCUUUCCUGCGAGGGCUACCCCAUCGAUCUCCGCUGCCCGGGGAGCGACGUCAUCAUGAUUGAGACGGCAAACUACGGCCGCACCGAUGACAAGAUCUGUGAUGCUGACCCUUUCCAGAUGGAAAAUGUCAACUGCUACCUCCCCGAUGCCUACAAAAUCAUAUCGCAAAGGUGUAACAAUCGGACACAAUGUAUUGUCGUCACCGGGUCAGAUGUCUUUCCUGAUCCCUGUCCAGGGACCUAUAAGUACCUUGAGGUUCAGUACGAGUGUGUCCCUUACAAAGUGGAGCAAAAAGUUUUCAUUUGUCCUGGGACUCUGAAAGCUGUUGGGGAGCCCUCGUUUGUCUUUGAGGCGGAGCAGCAAGCGGGCGCUUGGUGUAAAGACCCACUCCAGGCUGGAGACAAGAUCUUCUUCAUGCCCUGGACGCCAUACCGCACGGACACCCUGAUAGAGUACGCCUCGCCGGACGACUUUCGGAAUGGCCGACAGACCACCACAUACAAGCUGCCCCACCGUGUGGACGGCACAGGCUUUGUGGCGUACGACGGUGCCAUCUUCUUCAACAAGGAGCGCACCCGCAACAUUGUCAAGUUUGACCUGCGCACGCGCAUCAAGAGUGGCGAGGCCAUCGUGGCCAACGCCAACUACCACGACACCUCGCCCUACCGCUGGGGCGGCAAGACGGACAUCGACCUGGCUGUGGACGAGCACGGCCUGUGGGUGAUCUACGCCACCGAGCAGAACAACGGCCGCAUCGUGCUGAGCCAGCUCAACCCCUACACGCUCCGCUUCGAGGCCACCUGGGACACUGCCUAUGACAAGCGCUCGGCCUCCAACGCCUUCAUGGUGUGCGGCGUGCUGCACGUGGUGCGCUCCACCUACGAGGAGAAUGAGAGCGAGGCCAGCAAAAGCCAAAUCGACUACAUCUACAACACCAUGCUGGGCCAGGGCGAGUACACAGACAUACUCUUUCCCAACCAGUACCAGUACAUCGCCGCCGUGGAUUACAACCCCAGGGACAACCAGCUUUACGUGUGGAAUAAUUUUUACAUCCUACGAUACGAUCUGGAGUUCGGGCCCCCCGAUCCUGAUGAAGCCCCAACUGUCACUGAUGAUGUCACGCCAGCUGCGCCUCUCAAAACAACCACAUAUCCCGCCAUCUCCACCACAAUGCUGCGGAGCCCAGUCAACACCACCAUCAUGGCCGACCCCAGGGAGGACAAAGGCGGGGUGGAUCUGCCAGCGGACCCCAUUGGCAGCUCCGGUCCCACCACUGUAGAGCCCCCGCCGUCGUCGAGGCGCUUCUGCGAGGGAACAGUGAGGAGAGGAAUAGUGUGGCCACAGACACACAGAGGCAUGAAUGUGGAGAGACCUUGCCCUAAGGGCACUAAAGGCAUCGCCUCCUACCUCUGCUCCGCCACCACGGGGGCCUGGAUCCCCAAGGGCCCGGAUCUCAGCAAUUGCACCUCCCACUGGGUCACACAGGUAGCUCAGAAGAUCCGCAGCGGCGAGAACGCAGCCAACCUGGCCAACGAACUGGCGCACCACACCCAGUGGCCUGUGUUUCCCGGCGACGUCAGCUCCUCGGUGCGCCUCAUGGAGCAGCUGGUGGACAUCCUGGACGCACAGCUGCAGGAGCUGAGGCCCAGCGAGAAGGACUCGGCCGGGCGCAGCUUCAACAAGCUUCAGAAAAGAGAAAGGACUUGCAGGGCGUACAUGAAGGCCAUUGUAGAUACGGUUGACAACCUCCUGAGGCCGGAAGCCUUGAAAUCCUGGGAGGACAUGAAUUCUACAGAGCAAACGCACACCGCCACCAUGCUACUCGAUACCCUGGAGGAAGGAGCCUUUGUCCUUGCAGACAACCUGAUGGAGCCCGCCGUUGUCAAAGUCCCCGCUGAGAACAUAAUGCUGGAUGUAUAUGUACUGAGCACAGAUGGCCAAGUGCAGGACUUCCGAUUUCCCCAGUCCAGUAAGGGAGGAGCCACCAUUCAGCUGAGCGCCAACACAGUCAAGCUCAACAGUAAAAACGGCAUUGCCAAACUGGUUUUUGUCCUGUACAAGCACCUGGGCCACUUCCUCACCGUGGAGAAUGCCACCAUGAAGCUGGGCGGGGAGGUGGGGGGCCACAACCUCACCAUGGUGGUGAACUCCCACAUACUGUCCGCCUCCAUCAACAAGGAGUCCAGCCGUGUGUUUGUAACCGAUCCUGUCGUGUUCACCCUGGCGCACCUUGACACGGAGCACUAUUUUAACCCCAACUGCUCGUUCUGGAACUACUCGGAGCGAAGCAUGAUGGGCUACUGGUCCAUUCAGGGCUGCAAGCUGCUGGACACCAACAAGACCCACACCACCUGCUCGUGCAGUCACCUGACCAACUUCGCCAUCCUCAUGGCACACCGCGGGCACGUGCUGGAGGGCAGUGUCCACGAGCUCUUGCUGACGGUGAUCACGCGCAUGGGUAUCGCCGUGUCACUGGUUUGUCUCGCCAUCAGCAUCUUCACCUUCUGCUUCUUCCGGGGACUGCAGAGCGACCGCAACACCAUCCACAAGAACCUGUGCAUCAACCUCUUCAUCGCAGAGCUGCUCUUCCUCGUGGGGAUCAACAUGACCGAGCCAAAGAUCGUGUGCUCAGUAAUUGCUGGAGUUCUUCACUUCUUUUUCCUGGCGGUGUUUGCCUGGAUGUGUCUGGAGGGUGUCCAGCUGUACCUCAUGCUGGUCGAGGUGUUUGAGAGCGAGUACUCCCGCAGGAAAUACUACUACGUCGCCGGCUACCUCUUCCCCGCCAUAGUUGUCGGGAUCUCGGCCGCCAUCGACUACAGGAGCUAUGGCACCAAACGGGCCUGCUGGCUGAGAGUUGAUAACCACUUCAUCUGGAGCUUCAUCGGACCCGUAACAUUUGUCAUUAUGCUCAAUCUCAUCUUCCUGGUUGUGACCAUGUACAAGAUGGUGAAGCAUUCCACUUCCAUGAAACCGGACUCCAGCCGCCUGGAGAGUAUCAGGUCCUGGGUGCUGGGUGCAUUUGCUUUACUCUGCCUGCUGGGACUGACGUGGUCGUUUGGCUUGUUCUUCCUGAACGAGUCGUCCGUGGUGAUGGCGUAUCUCUUCACCAUCUUCAACACCCUGCAGGGGAUGUUCAUCUUCAUCUUCCACUGUCUCCUUCAAAAGAAAGUACGUAAAGAAUACAGCAAGUGUUUCCGCCAGUCCCACUGCUGCGGCGGACUGCCCUUGGAGAGCGCUCACGGCUCGGGGAAGACAUCAACAUCCCGCUCCACGGCCCGCUACUCCUCUGCCACGCAGAGCCGCAUCCGGCGGAUGUGGAACGACACAGUGAGGAAGCAGUCCGAGUCCUCCUUCAUCUCGGGAGACAUCAACAGCACCUCGACGCUUAACCAAGGGAUGACUGGCAACUAUCUUCUAACUAACCCCCUUCUCCGACCUCACGACACUAACAACCCCUAUAACAACCUCCUCGCUGAAACCAUCGUGUGCAACACUCCCUCACCUCCGGCCUUUCAUUCUCCAGGCCAGCAAUCCCUGACCAACAGCAGGGACGUGAGCGCCAUGGACACCCUGCCCCUCAACGGCAACUUCAACAACAGUUACUCACUGCGCGACGAGGAGUACGAGGACCCGGCCGUGCACUGCCCCGCCGACUGUGCCCUUGCCCUGGACGACGCCACCUUCGAGAAGAUGAUCAUCUCUGAGCUGGUGCACAACAACCUGCGGCCGCGCGGCGCACCCAGGCCCCGCCACGCCGAGCACGACCCCCACGACAAGGAGAGGGAGAAGGAGCGUGGCCGGCUGGCUGGCGGGGCGCCGCCUCAGACGUGGCUGAGCGUCGAGGUCGGGGUGCGACCGAGCAGCGGGUGUGGGGAAGGGGGGUCCAGCGGCAGUGAGGACGACGCCAUCGUGGCCGACGACGCAGACGCCUCCUCCCCGGCGCGCCCGGCAGCCAGCGGGCCCCCGCACCCGGCGCUGGAGCUGCUGCUGCACCCGCACCACCGCCAGGUGCUGGAUGCCCCACUGCUGCCCCAGCGGACUCACUCGCUGCUCUACAGUGCCCAGCGGGCACAGCGCCGGGCCCCGCGCCACCAGCCGGACAACGACGAAGACGGCGACGAUCAGCUGGACGACGACGGUGGCGCGGACAACCGCUGCGGCGCGAAGGCGGAGCUGGCAGCCCAGGACAAGGACUCGCCGUCGCCCAACAACAGAGACUCCCUGUACACCAGCAUGCCCAACCUGAGAGACUCGCCCUCGCCCUCGCCGUAUGCGGCUGACGAGGACGAGGAGCUCUCGCCUUCCUCCUCCACGCGCAGCGAGGCCGAGGAUCUCUGCCACAAGAGCAUGCCCGACCUGGGCGACGGCCUGCCGUCGCUCUCCUACUACCACAUCAGCCGGCGGGGCACCAGCGAGGGCUGCAUCGGGCCUGGGGACCCCGAGGGCUGCCCCCCGCCUGCGGACGGAGAGCCCCCCAGAGACGGUCAAAUGCAGCUGAUCACCAGCCUCUGAGCUCACAGGGGCGGCAGUCCAAGAGACGCCUCGCCACUUUCGCCAACCCCUCCCUCUCUCACUUGUUUUCUCUCUCUCUCUCUCUCCCUCCCUCUCUCGUUCCGAGUCGCAGACCAUCAGGCAGGAAAAGUGAGCCACACGUGGGAGGAGGCAAAGUGAAAAUGCAUUUUUGUUUC